Cricetulus griseus (Chinese hamster) is the source of this 3379-nucleotide messenger RNA. Lineage: Eukaryota; Metazoa; Chordata; Mammalia; Rodentia; Cricetidae. The record is from RefSeq and is a predicted model, not a curated record.
GUCUGCUCCAAAUAUCGUUCCUCUCCCUAACACAGCUCUGAGCUCCCAAAUUUCAUGGUCGCCCCUUCUAUUCUCUGCCUCCUAAAUACCUAGCUGCCUGAACAUAACCUGUCCCACUCCCCCUCCCACAAUCCGAAGUCCUUAUCGCUAAACUUGUUGCCCCCACCACAUACCUUAGGUGCCCCCCUCCCCGCACACUUAGCCUCUCCCCCGCCCCCCAGACAUCUGAGUAACCCAAGCACUGAUCCUUGCUCCUCCACCGCACUGUGCAUUCCUUCCUACCUAUUCUAGGCGUUGACUCUUUUCGUCAAGGCCCAACCAACUUCCCUAAGAUCUCGGUCUCAACUUGGGGUGUGCUGUCAAAACUCCCCACAGGGUCUCAACUCCUCGGCCACUCGGCCCGUGCGGGUUGGCCGCGCGAUGCUCCCGGUGACCACUAGAGGGCAGGCGUUCCCGGCCAGAAGGACCGGCCAGCCUGCCACUCAAGGUGGAGAGUUGGGUAGGAACGACCUUAGGCUUCGGUAGAGCCCCAGUUUCGUCCUUUUUAAGUGGAAAUUUCCCCCCACCGCCUUUCUCAGGAGCAAGCCAAACAGGGACCCAGGCUACUGGAAAGCCUGGCAGGGGCGGAGACUGUGGUUUUCAGAGUACAGGGAGCGGUUAGAAGGGUGGAGCUAUUCCGGGAAGUGAUGGGGGGAGGGAGCCUGAAACUAGCGACUUGUCCAUUAUUAUCCAGCCCCCUUGUGUCCUCUCAACUUAUGGAAAGCCGUUUUUAAGGAUCCGCAGAGAGAAUAGGAAACGGGAUUGGGGAACCUAGGGAUGGGUUUCCCUGGGCUAGUUGUCCAGGGCCUUUCUGUGCUCCGUUUCCCCAUCUUGACCAUUGCUCUGGGGCUAAAACCAGAGCCAGGGGGCCCCAGGUCUCCUCCACAAACACACCUGGGGAAGUCAAGGAGAGCUUGGUAAAAGGGGGGAAGCCAACUGGAGAAUAAACAAGUAGUCAUAAGAUUGAGUGAUUGGAGCCCAAGUACCCUACACAGGAAUGGUUGGGGAGGAGGAGGAAAAGAUAGGGGAGGGGGCGGAGUUUUGUCACCUGUCACCUGCUCUGGCUGUGCCUAGGGCGGGAGGGGUACUGGUAUAAAGCAGCGGGCACCAGAGCUGCUCCACCGCACACACGCCACAGCUCCUGCCUUGAGUCUGUUUCUGCCCUCUUCCCGCCUCUUCACCACCACCAUGACCCCAGGCAUCCGGGCUCCUUUCUUCCUGACGCUCCUUCUAGUGCUUGUAACAGGCUUUCUUGCCCUUCCAGAUCAAAACAGUGUCGUCUUAUCUCUGGACACCAACAGUUCCCCAACCUUGAAUACCACUCCAGUCCACAGUGGUUCUUCAGCCCCAGCCACCAGCUCUGUAGUGGACUCGGCCACCACUCCAGUCCACAGUGGUUCUUCAGCCCCAGCCACCAGCUCUGCAGUGGACUCAGCCACCACUCCAGUCCACAGUGGUUCUUCAGCCCCAGCCACCAGCUCUGCAGUGGACUCAGCCACCACUCCAGUCCACAGUGGUUCCUCUGCCCCAGCCACCAGCCCUGCAGUGGACUCGGCCACCACUCCAGUCCACAGUGGUUCCUCUGCCCCAACCACCAGCUCUGCAGUGGACUCAACCACCACUCCAGUCCACAAUAGUUCUUCAGCCCCAACCACCAGCCCUGCAGUAGACUCAACCACCGCUCCAGUCCACAAUAGUUCUUCAGCCCCAGCCACCAGCUCUGCAGUGGACUCAACCACCACUCCAGUCCACAAUUUCUUCAGCCCCAGCCGUGGUUCCUCUGCCCCAGCCACCAGCUCUGCAGUGGACUCAACCACCACUCCAGUCCACAAUAGUUCUUCAGCCCCAACCACCAGCCCUGCAGUAGACUCAACCACCGCUCCAGUCCACAAUAGUUCUUCAGCCCCAGCCACCAGCCCUGCAGUGGACUCAACCACCACUCCAGUCCACAGUGGUUCCUCUGCCCCAGCCACCAGCUCUGCAGUGGACUCGGCCACCACUCCAGUCCACAAUGGCUCCUUGGUCCCAACUACCAGCUCUGCGCUGGAAUCAGCUACCAGUUCAGCCCACAGUGGUGCCUCUUCUAUGACUAAUAGUUCUGAACCAGACUUGGAGACCACUCCAGUUUACAGUGGCACCUCUAUCUCUACUACCAAGGCUACUUUAGCCUCUGCCAUCACCCCAGUCUACAAUGGCUCCUUGGUGCCAACUACCAGCUCUGUGUUGGGCUCAGCCACCACUCCGAUCAGUAAUAACAUCUCUACAAUGGCUACUACAACUCCAGUUGGCAAUGGUACUCAAUCUUCAGUCCCAAGCCAGCACCCUGUCACGCCCACCACUCCUGCUGUCUCCAGCAACAGUACCAUUGCCUAUAGCACUUACCACAGCACGGCACUCUCCCCUACCUUCUCCAGCAAUAGUUCACCCCAGGUGUCUGUUGGAGUCUCUUUCUUCUUGUUGUCUUUUCACAUUUGGAACCACCAGUUUAAUUCUUCCCUGGAAGAUCCCAGCUCCAACUACUAUCAAGAACUGAAGAGGAACAUUUCUGCAUUGUUUCUGCAGAUUUUUAACCAAGCUUUUCUGGGGAUCUCUACUAUCGAGUUCAGGUCAGGUUCAGUGGUGGUAGACUCAACUGUGAUUUUCCGGGAGGGUGCUGUCAGUGCCUCUGAGGUGAAGUCACAGCUUGUACAGCAUGAAAAGGAGGCAGAAGUCUAUAAUCUGGCUAUUUCAAAAAUCAAUGUGAAUGAGAUGCAGUUUUCUUCCUCUGCCCAGUCUUGGCCUGGGGUACCAGGCUGGGGCAUAGCCCUACUGGUGCUGGUCUGUAUUUUGGUUGCUUUGGCCAUCAUCUAUCUCAUUGCACUGACAGUGUGUCAGUGCCGCCGAAAGAACUAUGGACAGCUGGACAUCUUCCCAACCCAGGACACCUACCAUCCUAUGAGUGAAUACCCUACCUACCACACUCAUGGACGCUAUGUGCCCCCUGGCAGUACCAAACGUAGCCCCUAUGAGGAGCCAGUAGUGGCAACCACUUCAGCCAACUUGUAGGGGCAAGUCACCCGCUCAGGGGGCAGCUGUGCAGACUGCUGCCUCAGACUUCACUGCCAGCCCCCUGCCUGCACUCUGAUCUGGGCUGGUGAGCCAGGGUUCUGGUAGGCUGCUCACAGCCUUCCUGAUACUCUUGUCAAGUGUCUCAACCAUCUUAGCCUGGUGAAGCCCAGCCCUGCCCUGGGGGACACCCUGGGGCAGGGGUGCAGUGGUGGCUCUCAGAAGGACUGGCCUAGAAAGGCUGGAGAUGAGAUGGGAACCCAAACCUAGCUGAAUAAAAGGUGGCCUCCUGUUA